Molecule: messenger RNA, 1461 nt
Organism: Lactuca virosa
Lineage: Eukaryota; Viridiplantae; Streptophyta; Magnoliopsida; Asterales; Asteraceae
Source: the annotation of a GenBank genome assembly
UCCCUGUUCGCGGAUUCUUUUCAAAUUUGGAAACAAUUUGAUCCAAAUUCAAUGGCGGAUUCACGAGAGACAUUGUUAACAGCAGUAAACAACAAAAUCAACAUAAAAUCAAAUUACUGGAUUAUCGAUGCUCUCGAAUCCAGGGGUUUUUCCUGGAUAUUUUUCGACCAAUCAAGUCUAUGGAAAGCUGGUCUCUCAUGGUCAAUCUUCUUCCUCUUGGCGAUCUGCGUCCCGAUUCUGUCACACUUGGUGUUUCAGUGUUCCACCUGCGAUUACAACCACCGCCGGCCAUUUGAUUUGAUUGUACAGUCGUCGCUCUCUGUAUUCUCGGCUAUUUCGUUCGUCAGUCUCUCGUCCUUCUCUCGGAAAUACGGUCUCCGGCGAUUUCUGUUCCUUGAUAAAAUGUCUGAUGUUAGCGAUAAAGUCCGCCAUGGAUAUUCCGAUCAGCUUCAUAGAGCAAUGAAGUUUUACUGUGCAUUCGUGGUUCCUUGUUUUCUAGCUGAUGCUAUAUACAAGAUAUGGUGGUUUAUUUCUGGAGCACACCAAAUACCUUUCAUCUCCAACAUCUACUUAAGCCACACCAUAGCCUGUGUCCUGCUUUUGGGGUCUUGGUUAUACCGUACAUCACUGUUCUUUCUUGUCUGCAUGCUCUUCAAGCUCACUUGUUCUCUGCAAAUAUUCAGACUUGACGAUUUUGCUAAAGUGUUUGAAAGACAAGGAGAUGUAGGUUUGAUAUUGAUGGAACAUCUUGCAAUCAGAAGAACUCUUCGUAUCAUAAGCCAUAGAUUUCGUGGAUUUGUGUUAUCGACUCUCAUACUUGUUACAGCUAGCCAGUUUGCUUCCUUGCUUGUGUUGACUCGGACAGGCUCACUCGUCAAUAUUUCUACUGCUGGAGAACUCGCGUUGUGCUCGGCUACACUUGUGAGUGGGUUACUCAUAUGCUUGCGCUAUGCGGCAAAGAUCACACACAAAGCUCAAUCUGUGACAAGCUUGGCAGCCAAAUGGCACACAUGCGCCACCGUGGACUCAUUUAAUGACAUUGAUCCUAUCGACGAGACUCCAUCUACUAACAUUACUUCCGAGAGAGAGAAUUACAAUUUUAACCCUCAUUCACAUUCGGAUAGUGAAGAAGGAGAUGAAGACGAAUUGGACAAUACAAAGUUAGUUCCAGUCUAUCGGCAUACAGUCUCAUUCCAGAAAAGACAAGCCUUAGUGACAUACUUUGAGAACAACAAGGCUGGGAUUACAGUAUUCGGUUUCAUGCUAGACAGGUUUCUCAUAAACCCUAUAUCCGCUAUGUACAAUGAUCACUCAAAUGAAUUACAUAACCAAUACAAGUUAAACACAGUCAUCGGUUAUCGUCUACCACCACCACCCAUCGGUCGUGUACCCUCGACCACCACCGUAUUCUACCAUAGCAAUGACGGUGGGAGAUUGAUGAUUACCAGCUCCGAAAUUUGA